Messenger RNA from Oryza sativa Japonica Group (Japanese rice), 450 nucleotides. RefSeq names its product putrescine hydroxycinnamoyltransferase 3-like. Lineage: Eukaryota; Viridiplantae; Streptophyta; Magnoliopsida; Poales; Poaceae. Gene Ontology annotation, molecular function: acyltransferase activity, transferring groups other than amino-acyl groups. The record is from RefSeq and is a predicted model, not a curated record.
AUGGAAGUGCAGGUCAAGAGGACUUUGGUCGUGCCGCCGCCGCCGACAUGCGAGACGGAGGAGGUGCCGCUUACCGUGUUCGACCUCGUCGCGCCGACGUACCACGUCACCGUCCUCUUCGCCUUCUCGCCUCCCAACCCGACCACCCGCGCCCUCCUCGACGCUCUCUCCGCCAUGCUCCCGCACUUCCCGCUCCUCACCGCGCGCCUCGAGCGCCGCGGCGCCCGUCGCCGCCCGUUCUUCGUCACGGGCAGAGGUGGCGCCGGCGCACUCGUCGUGGAGGCCGAGGUGUCGUCCGAGCUCGCUGACCACCUCCCGCUCGCGCCGUCGCCGGAGCUCGCGCGCCUCCACCCGCCGGUCAACACGGACGCGCCGACGCCGCAUGUGCUGCUGGUGCAGAUCAACCGGUUCGCGUGCGGCGGCCUCGUGGUCACCUUACAUACCAAUUAG